Messenger RNA from Ectocarpus siliculosus, 1941 nucleotides. The record is from the annotation of a GenBank genome assembly. Lineage: Eukaryota; Phaeophyceae; Ectocarpales; Ectocarpaceae.
AUCAAUGCACUGCUGCUGCUGUUGUGGGAGAGAAGGAGACUGAAAACGGCCAACCGGGGCUCAUAUCUACAACAGACCAGGGUAGUUUGUACCACAGGUGCGAUAUGCGGAGCGUUUUGGCGUCAUGGUCCGCUGUGGUCCUCGCGAUCACCAGCAGCUCUCGGCACUGGGUCGCUGUGAGUUGCGACGACGACCUCGCUCCGGGCCGACGGCUCUCCUCCCGGACACGGUACUCGAGGUCCGAAUUGAGGAAGACCGAUCGCGGCCUGGUAGAUGGACACAAGCUGCAGCUGGAGCACAACGCCAUGGCGUGGAAGGAGGAGGACCCGGCCAUCCUCUAUAGCGGCAAAACCACCUACUCAGUCAUCAUAGUUGAGAGGUUACACCACACCUCGAACUUGAUCCGGGACAAGGAACGGGUGCGAGCCUUCGAAGACGGCAACACCACGGUGGUGUCGAUGCAGUUUGCGGACACUCUUCUUCGAGCGUACGACGACUCGGCCCCUCCUUUCUUCGUCGGGCACCCGGCGGAAGGGGUGGACAAGAGGGUGCGGCUUGUCUACCUCAAGGAAUUCUGGAACAAAAUCAACGACAAUCAGGCGUCUCACCUGCAGGCCUCUUGCGAGGAUCCGACGGAGACGACAGUGCUCGUCAUUUCCGACGAGACGUGCGAGCUGCCCGAGCUCCCGCCGGGGCUACCGCCUUCAUGCCGGGCCAACGUCGUUCGCGUGUUUCCCUUCAACAAGCCCAGAACGGAUGGCUUGCCGAGGAACGCCUUUUUGCCACUGGGUCCGCGAGACACGUUCCCUUUCGUCAGCGAAGACCGGCGACCGCUCGCUUCAAGCAGAUCGCUGCUUUUCAACUUGCAGGUCAGGCCCGACACGUCAGACAGGAGGGCAGAGCUCGUGGACAUCGCCAGUCAAUACGAGUCGGACAACCCAGACCUGGAGUGCGCCACCAAUAGGCCGCACAUCAACCCGAAAGAGUGGCAGGACCUGGUGCUCGACUCGAAGUUCACCAUUUGUCCCGCGGGGCGCAACCCCGGAACCUUUCGCCUGUGGGAAGCCUUGGAGGGCGGGUCGAUACCUAUCGUAUCGAAGCUGGACUUCACGCAGCCGGCGUUGGGUGCUCUGUCCACCCAGACCUGCGGAGACGGCGACGUCGCUUGGAAUAUAGUGGCCGCUUCUCCUUUCGUAGAGGCGGUCUCGGUGAACGACUGGCACGAGCUGCCGGCCCUCCUCGACAGACUGCGGCAGGAACCGGACGACUACAUCAACAAGCUUCAGGAGGAUUGCGUGGCGUGGCACGCUUCGGCGAUGACGCAGACGUAUACAAGCGUGCUCAACUUCGGCGAAGGGCACGACCUUUUCCCCCAAGACGGGCCACUCUUCGGCAGCGUUUAGGGAGACUAGUCAUUUUAGAGCCCUCAAUCCAUCCAUUCAUUCACCGCUUUCCCGUAGACAACGGGUGUGUUCAUGUCAAGCGGAAUCAAUGUGCGGAAGAGGUUUUGCUGGUGAAAGUUUCUACGCAAGUGCGGUCCGUUGUAUCUUCCAUAUGUAAAUUCAUGAUCGGACCAAAGUUACGUUGGUUUUCAACGUCGAGUUAGCCUUGGCAUUGGUUGUUGCCGUGUGUGAGGCGUAGAUACGAAAUUGCUCAUCUUCACGUUGCCGGCUUGCACAGUAUCCCGUGGUUUUGUAGGCGUUGAUGGCGAUAAUGCAGUCGUGUGCGCUAUACGUGCUGGUGGUACUUGUAAGUACCGGAGCAAAUAUUCUACCAGUACAUACCGACUGCUCAAACGACCUCAUGGUCCUACAGAGAGAGGAAGUUGUCCACGCGUUAGUUGAGUCUAGGUUAAAGUCGGCCUAUUCUUUGGUCUAUAAGAGUAUUAGACUAUUCGUCAAAACCCGUAUCACGGGUGAAUGUACAUUUAGACUUUGCGUC